Hypomesus transpacificus is the source of this 3079-nucleotide messenger RNA. RefSeq names its product branched chain ketoacid dehydrogenase kinase (gene bckdk). The record is from RefSeq and is a predicted model, not a curated record. The coding region runs from base 146 to 1435 and encodes 429 amino acids. Gene Ontology annotation, molecular function: pyruvate dehydrogenase (acetyl-transferring) kinase activity. Gene Ontology annotation, cellular component: mitochondrion. Gene Ontology annotation, biological process: protein phosphorylation; regulation of glucose metabolic process. The transcript is spliced from 11 exons. NCBI's taxonomy places the organism in Eukaryota, Metazoa, Chordata, Actinopteri, Osmeriformes, Osmeridae.
AAGGCGUAUGUACCCCCUUAAUUUUGUUUUCAGAUACGUGCCUUUGUGCACGGUGGAAAAGUGUAGACUGAUGGCCUGUUGGGGCAGACAUUGAAUUUGAGAAUUUAGAAAUAGAUUCUCCUGUUUGUGAAGAAUAAUCUUCAACAUGCGUCGUAGAGUGACUGGAACAGCGUUGGAGAUGCUGGGCUGUGGUACAAUAACAAGCCCACGGGUGAGCCGACUUAUGCUGGCCCCCGUCACAAAAACCAUCUCCCCUCUCUCGGCCACCACAGACGGGGAAAGAUUUCGUUCAACGUCUUCAAUUCAACAAGGACAUACAGAGCUGGCGCGAGAGAGGUCCAAAACAGUCACGUCGUUUUACAACCAGUCUGCAAUCGAUGUUUCAGCAGAGAAGGCCUCGGUCAGACUGACACCAACAACCCUAUUGUAUGCUGGGAAGUCUCCAGAUGGACAUCAUGUCUUGAGCAGUGCUACAUACCUACACAAAGAGCUGCCGGUGCGCAUUGCCCACCGCAUCAAAGGCUUCCGCAGCCUGCCCUUCAUCAUUGGCUGCAACCCAACCAUACUGCAAGUGCAUGAACUCUACAUUCGAGCCUACCACAAGCUCUGCGAGUUCCCUCCGAUCAAGGACCAGGAGAUGGAGGGUCGCUUCAGUAAGCUGGUCCAGCAGCUGCUGGAUGACCACAAAGACGUGGUCACCCUCCUCGCCGAGGGCUUCAGGGAAUGCCGCAGACACAUCCAGGACGAGAACUUGGUCCGUAACUUCCUGGACACCACCCUCACCUCUCGUCUUGGAAUCAGGAUGCUGGCCACCCAUCAUCUGUCCCUGCAUGAGGAGAAUCCUGAUUUCGUUGGGAUCAUCUGCCGGCGUCUUUCCCCCAAAAAGAUCAUUGAGAAGUGGGUGGACUUUGCAAGGCGUCUGUGCGAGCACCAGUACGGUAACUCCCCCCGGGUGAGGAUCAACGGCCACGUGGCGGCCCGCUUCCCCUUCAUCCCCCUCCCCCUGGACUACAUCCUGCCCGAGCUGCUCAAGAACGCCAUGAGGGCCACCAUGGAAAGUCACCUGGACACUCCGUACAACGUGCCAGAUGUAGGCGUCACCAUUGCCAACAAUGACACAGACUUUGUCAUCAGGAUCUCGGACCGUGGUGGCGGCAUUCCUCACAGCGUCAUAGACAAAGUGAUGGACUACCACUUCAGCACGGCAGAGGAGAGUGCCCAGGACCCGCGCAUGAACACCCUCUUCAACAACAUCACCAACAGCGGCCCCCAGUCAGGCCCCAUGCAUGGGUUUGGCUUUGGCCUGCCUACCUCCAGGGCUUAUGCAGAGUACCUGGGCGGAUCUCUGUCCAUCCAGUCCAUGCAGGGCAUCGGCACGGAUGUCUACCUGCGCCUGCGCCACAUCGACGGCAAGGGAGAGAGUUUCCGUGUCUGAGACCCCCUGCUGCUCAGCCUGGGAGACCCCAGAGAGAUGGCAAGAUGGGAUUGGCCCAGUAUUCCUCAAAUGGGAGGCUUGGUCAUUUCAAUGCCGGCUGGCGUUCCACCAUUCUGCAGUCCAGAACAUUUCAAGUGGCCGAGCGGCUUCUGACUAACUCAACUCGACUUUUUGUUCUUUUUUUUUGGCCUCAGGCUGAAAAGACUGGAAGAGCUUCUUCUGAGUUGGCACUUCCAACGUUUUCUUCUUUUUUUUCUGUCAUUUGUCUGCGUCACAUGAGGGUUUGUGAACUUUUGCACUUGUCAUCAGAGUGCAUGGUGGUUAGUGUUGGUGUUGUGAAUUUGGUAGAACAGGAAAGGGGGGAACAAAGAUCUCCAGCCUUAAAGAUAUUGAUUUGUCAGUUACUUAUUUUUUAAGACCAAUGCUGAUGAGCGUGGUCUUGUGUCUGACAUGCAUUAGAAUUUGGAUUAAGUUGGUCUUUGCAAGACUUUAUCUUGAAUUGCCUGUGAAGGACACCAUGGAGAAAACUGCCAAAACACAUGUGGAAGAGCGUGCAUGUUAUUGGGGAGAAACUAAAAGUUAAACUUUUGGUUUAGUACAGUUAUUUUAAGCGCUAUCAGGUGAGGAGAUGGGCAGAGAUGUUCUGUUGCCUUACUGUAUGCUGCUGGUCCUUAACACAGUAUACUGAUUUUACUUAAACAUUAACCAGUUCAAUAUCCUUUCUGUCAUGAAAUGUUACAUAUAUACCACAUCAGAUGAGAGUAAACUGACCAGCUGUUUUCCUCACUGUGAAUGAUUAUUCCAAAUGCUAAUCAUCACUCGCAGCAUAGACGUUUAUCGGUUACAUACUUUAGGUUCAAAGCACCAGAAUAGGUGUUUUGUGUUAGUUUACUAUGUCUUUAUCUACAAAAAAAGAGAAUUUGAAGUAUAUCCAUUUUUAUUAUUUGCUUGUUUGUUCUAUUUGAAAUACACUUUGAAUAUCAUUUUUCUUUGUUACUGACACACAUUCCGAGACGGGUCAAAUAUCAAAACUAAGGAAAACUUUACUUUCUAGUACUAUAGUAGUAGUAGUCAUUUGAGGAGAAUGAUGGAAUCAUGUAAAUACAGUAUUCUGGACUUGAACUAGAAUUCUGGAGAAAGGUACAUCCUUUAGUAUCCACUAGACUGUAAGAAAGGAUUGUAGGCACCUGCAUAAUAAUAGUACCUUGUGAUUUUAAAGGUUUGGGUGGCCCAAGAUUCUUCUAGCAUGAGAAUUACAAUUUGACAGACCGCACCUCAUGAAGGACUGUUGUCCAAGUGUGCCAUCUGCUGGCAAAAUAAAAGAAUACUUACAGACCCUCAAAAAGAGAUGGUAAAGUAUCCUUUGAUAUUAGAAAUUAAAAUGAAGUGUAAUACAUAUUUGUUCCUUUAUUAUCUUUAAAAGUGUGAUGAAGCUGAAACAUUCUUGAUUUUGUGGUCAUGAAAUGGAAGACUAACAUACUCAUGUGUUUCUUGUAUUUCUUCUUUAGGCCAAAUAACUGAAUGGUGUUACUGACAGUAUGCACUGGUGUGGAUUCUGCGGAUGUCAGAUUUUUUUGUAUGUUUGUGUCUUCAAGACAUGUCAUUAGUUUAUAUUUAUUGGGCAUUAUUAAACUCUCAAAAACA